CCGACCCAAGCGGAAUGGGCGGAGCUUGUCAGAGUUGCAAGCGCUAGCAUUAUGCUAGUUGUGCAUGAUGUCAAUAGUAGCAGGGUAUUUAUAAAUGCUAAUAAAUGUUUAGAAAUAACGUAAUGCAUGCAAUGCUUGAUGACCAUAUUAUCCAUAGCCAGAAUAUUGAUCUAGAUCGGCUGUGUUCGGUUAUCGUCUCGGGUCCUAAAAGACCACCUGUCCAAAGUAGGUGUCUGGUUAGAAAGGUGCAUUCUGUGGGUGCCAGGGAUACCCUACUCCACACAAUUUUAAUGUUAAUUCCUAAGUCUUAGACUUAUUGAUGGCAGCCCGACAGCCCUUCACGGACAGUGAUACUGCGGAUGAAGCAGUGAGGGCGACGUGUGAUGAUGCAACCACAUGCAAAAGGUUUGCAAGCAGUAAAGGAUACUGGAAAGACCCCUAUAUCCAGUACUUUGUCAGAUCAGUUGGGGAACGAAAGGCUCCAGAGAUCAACCGAGGUUACUAUGCCCGCGUCCGAGGAGUGAACAAUCUCCUAGACAAGUUUGUCAGGAGAACAGACUGCAACUGUCAGAUCAUCAACCUUGGUGCUGGGCUAGACACAACCUUCUGGAGGUUAAAGGAUGAAAACCUCAUGCCUAAAAAAUAUUUUGAAGUCGACUUCCCAACUGUUGUCGCCAGGAAAAUACACAAUAUAAAAACAAAGCCGCCUCUUUCCAAACCCCUCAUCGAGACGCACAGCUCAGACUCCCUACUGCUGGAUGGUCACAGUCUAGACUCGGAUCGCUACUGCAUCAUCGGCCUGGACCUUCGGGAUGUUGUCACCUUGGACGAGAAACUGAGGAGGUUUCAACUCAACCCAGAGCUUCCCACCUUGCUGCUGUCAGAGUGUGUGCUGGUCUACAUGAACCCCGCCCAGUCCUCCAAAUUGCUGCACUGGGCUGCCGAGACGUUCCACACGGCCAUGUUUAUCAACUACGAACAGGCCAACAUGGUGGACCGCUUCGGUCAGGUGAUGAUCGAGAACCUGCGGCGGCGCCAGUGUAACCUGGCAGGUGUGGAGGCCUGCAGGUCCCUGGACUCUCAGAAAGAGAGGUUCCUGCAGACUGGUUGGGAGCACGCUGACGCCCUGGACAUGAUGACGGUGUACGGCCUCCUUCCUCAGGACGACCUGGCCAGAAUUGAGAGUCUGGAGUUCCUGGAUGAGAAAGAGCUGCUGCAGCAGCUUCUUCAACACUACUGCAUCUGCUGGGCCAACAAGGACAAGCUAAGACUCGGUCUUUCCCAACUCUCCUUUUGACGUAUAGUUCCCAGCUACCCUGCUCGACCCCUUGUGGUAACCAUGGUAACCCAAGUCGUGCAAGGACAGCCAGACAGAGGAUGUGCAUGUGCAGACCCAGCCUUCUGCUAUUCAGUUAGAAGAUUAAUAAAAUGGAC
This is a messenger RNA of Gadus macrocephalus (Pacific cod), 1434 nucleotides long. It is a transcript of the gene lcmt1, whose product is annotated as leucine carboxyl methyltransferase 1. The record is from RefSeq and is a predicted model, not a curated record. The transcript is spliced from 11 exons. Gene Ontology annotation, cellular component: cytosol. Lineage: Eukaryota; Metazoa; Chordata; Actinopteri; Gadiformes; Gadidae. Gene Ontology annotation, biological process: C-terminal protein methylation. Gene Ontology annotation, molecular function: protein C-terminal leucine carboxyl O-methyltransferase activity. Bases 320 to 1297 code for a protein of 325 amino acids.